Choloepus didactylus (southern two-toed sloth) is the source of this 6863-nucleotide messenger RNA. It is a transcript of the gene KLHL3, whose product is annotated as kelch like family member 3. Gene Ontology annotation, cellular component: cytosol. The transcript has 12 exons. Gene Ontology annotation, biological process: monoatomic ion homeostasis; renal sodium ion absorption; protein K48-linked ubiquitination. The record is from RefSeq and is a predicted model, not a curated record. NCBI's taxonomy places the organism in Eukaryota, Metazoa, Chordata, Mammalia, Pilosa, Megalonychidae. Bases 940 to 2307 code for a protein of 455 amino acids. Gene Ontology annotation, molecular function: protein binding.
CUGUGACCAUGGAUAGUGGAGGCUCUGGGUGCCAGAUGGGCAGGGAUAAUGGAGGGUGACCACAUGUCCCAGUUUUAGCACUGGCAGUCCCACAUUCUGAGAAACCACUCAGUCCUGGGCCAACUGCAAAGGUUGGUUAUCCUAGUAGAGGGAAAAGACCCAAGAAUGGGCAGUAGGGCAGUGUUUGCCAUGAGCAGAGCCAGAGCUGAGGGCUCAGGGCUGUUUUGGGAGAAGAUCAGGGUCCAGAAUUUAAAUCACCUAAAAAAAAAAAAAAAAAGACACGUAGUACCCUGAAUCAAGUAAACAAAUGCAUCUGCAGGCCCUAUCUUUCUGAGCAGGUCCCUGUGGAUGGGGGCAGCUGGCGUCUCACUGGCCCAGUCUCUCUGAGAGCUAGUAGAACAGCUGAGAGCAAAGGCCUGGGAUGUGGGGUUUGUUGUGGGGUGAAAUGGAUGCUGGGGUUCCCUAGCUGAAGUAGCCUCAAAGCAAAGUAUUCUCUAUGAUUUUUUCUAAAAUUCUUUUUUGGAAAAUGACCCUCAGGCUCUCUGCCCCUUCCACAGGUGUGAGCUGGAGUUGAGUAGGACUUUGACCUUCUACCCUGCAGUUUUGAUCCAGAGGGCAGGCUGCAGCAGCCAUGGGAAUGUCCCAGGGAGACUUGACAGGGUUGGCAGGCAGAGCACCUUAGCUUUUCUGAUAAAGCCAGUCUUCCCUGGCUCUUAGGAAAAACACAUGCACCCACACCUGUGCAAGAACUAUUUCUGUGUUCUAGAAUACAUAUAAAUGCUCAUGUGUCCUGUGACCUUUUAAAAUACAACUCAGCUCUCCUUUUUCUGAGAAUGUACCUAACGAAGUUCUUUAUUUUUUCAUCUGUUGGAUGGGAGAACUACGUGUGAUUACCCGAGUUCCAAGGUGCUGCUCCCGGCAGCCAGCUUGCUGCAGCUCAUGGACGUUCGACAGAACUGCUGUGACUUUCUGCAAUCUCAGUUGCAUCCCACCAAUUGCCUGGGCAUCCGUGCGUUUGCAGACGUGCACACCUGCACCGACCUUCUGCAGCAGGCCAACGCUUACGCAGAGCAGCACUUUCCAGAGGUGAUGCUGGGGGAAGAAUUUCUUAGCCUAAGUCUGGACCAGGUGUGCAGCUUGAUAUCCAGUGACAAACUGACCGUUUCUUCAGAAGAGAAGGUGUUUGAAGCUGUGAUUUCCUGGAUCAAUUAUGAGAAAGAAACCCGUUUAGAGCACAUGGCAAAGCUGAUGGAACAUGUCCGUCUUCCUCUCUUACCUAGGGAUUACCUAGUCCAGACGGUUGAAGAAGAAGCUUUGAUAAAGAAUAACAACACCUGUAAGGACUUCCUCAUUGAGGCCAUGAAAUACCAUCUGCUCCCUCUGGAUCAGAGGCUCUUGAUUAAGAACCCAAGGACCAAGCCCAGGACCCCAGUCAGCCUGCCCAAGGUCAUGAUUGUGGUCGGCGGCCAGGCGCCCAAGGCCAUCCGCAGCGUGGAGUGCUAUGAUUUCGAGGAAGACCGGUGGGAUCAGAUUGCCGAGCUUCCUUCCAGGAGAUGCAGAGCAGGUGUGGUGUUCAUGGCUGGCCACGUGUACGCGGUGGGCGGGUUUAAUGGCUCGCUGCGCGUGCGCACAGUAGACGUAUACGACGGAGUGAAGGACCAGUGGACGUCCAUUGCCAGCAUGCAGGAGCGCCGGAGCACGCUGGGUGCGGCGGUGCUCAACGACUUGCUCUACGCGGUGGGAGGCUUUGAUGGCAGUACUGGCCUAGCGUCGGUGGAAGCCUACAGCUACAAGACCAACGAGUGGUUCUUUGUAGCCCCGAUGAACACACGGCGGAGCAGCGUGGGUGUAGGCGUUGUGGAGGGGAAGCUCUAUGCGGUCGGGGGUUAUGAUGGGGCUUCUCGGCAGUGCCUGAGCACCGUGGAGCAGUACAACCCGGCUACCAACGAGUGGAUCUACGUGGCAGACAUGAGCACCCGCCGCAGUGGUGCAGGGGUUGGGGUGCUGAGCGGACAGUUGUAUGCCACAGGUGGACAUGAUGGGCCCUUGGUGAGGAAGAGUGUCGAGGUUUACGAUCCUGGAACAAACACCUGGAAGCAGGUAGCAGACAUGAACAUGUGCCGGCGCAAUGCAGGGGUCUGUGCAGUGAACGGGCUUCUGUAUGUUGUUGGAGGGGAUGACGGAUCCUGCAACUUGGCUUCAGUGGAGUACUACAACCCUGUCACCGACAAAUGGACGCUGCUGCCGACCAAUAUGAGCACAGGGCGGAGCUACGCAGGUGUUGCUGUGAUUCAUAAGCCCUUGUGACCCAAACUCCCACUGCCAGGAGGUGGAAGAAGGGAGAGGGUGCUGCCUGUGACUCAGAACAGUGGGACCAAGAUGACUAGAUUCAGCUCGCUUGGGAGAGUCUGUGGUGGUGCAAGAACCACCUCCUCUGACCUGGCAGGUGACACUGCAGUGUGACCACCCAUCUGUGACUCACCUCCUGCUCCCCUCAGGUGCUCUGCCUCUGCCCUGAGCAGUGGGGUUCCUGACAGCCCUGAGCAGCGCCUUUGGGCAUUUUUGUGUUUCUACACAGACAGCAGAGAACCUAGAACAUGUGUGUGUGUAGAACACGAAGUUUCACUGAGUUAGGGUGUAGGGGUGUGUGAUAGUCUACUGGAUUUCCUAACUACUGAUGCUUUCACUAUGCGAAAAAAUCAAAUCACAGAAACCUCUCUUCUGGAUUUGGCCUCUGGGGACCCUGAACUACUAAAGCUGCUGUCUUCUGGAGGUCCAGUGGGACAGGUUGGGAAGGACCAGAAAUAACCGGUGAGAGGGCCAGCGCCCUGCCCACGCCCACUUACGUUAUUUGACUACUGUAACUGUCUGUGGAGAAGCUGAGAGAUUCUCAAAGUGGCCCCAUGUUAUCUGGGCUAGAAGUAGUGAGCACAUGGAUCCCCAGUGCUCCUCAGCUGGGCACUCUUCCUCAUGCUCUCCUCCAGGAAACAGACAAGAACUGCCCGCUCUUCCUAUUUGAGCCCGUGGUCCUUGAUGUCAGGGAUUCCAGGUCUGGGAGAUUUUUCAAUCUUUUCAGGUGGAAAACUAGCGCUUCAGAUAAGCCCUGAAGAAAAAAAAAAAAAUAAGCAAGAUGAAAACGAAACAAAGCAACAACAAAUUGGUAAGAAGCCAGUCCCUGCCCAUAAUGAUCUCAGAGAGGGAUCCUAGUUCUGGGUUUGCCCAGGACUGGAGAGCCCCUGUUAAUAUCUGUUAUCUAGGCUUAAUUAUGCAUAGCACCCCAUUUUACUUUCAAAAGUGUUCCAGUUUGGAGGAUAAGUAAAAGGUCCCCUACCUCCAAAUCCAAAGAUAGACAUGUCCCUAUAUUGGAUGGUGUCAUGUGUGAUUCAGCUGGACAUGGAUGAAUUCAAAGGAACAGACUGCCCGAGGGUGGCCCUUGGCACUUUGUGACAAUGAUCAAGUCUGUACGAUAUCUUUGUCUUCCUUAUCUUGUCGUCUACUCAAGGGCCUGUACCUUCAGCCUCACCCUCAGGAUCCCCCCUCUCCUCCUUGCUACCCAUGUGGGAGAGUGGUGGGCCCUGGGUGUGUGAACUCUCCCAGGUGUACAUGCAUUUUGAAAGAGGAACUUGAUCAGUGCUUUUCUAAUUCACAAGUAAAAAUGAUUAAGGACAGAAUUUCCAGCAUCUUUUACAGAAAAGAACUUUAAAGCCUGUGCUGUUCCUGAAGUAGCAAGUUGAUUGUGCUGGAUUUCCAGCAUUGGGAGGGGAGGUCUUGUGUGUGGAGAACAGUCUCACAUCCUGGAGGUAGAGGUGUAAUUCUCCCUGAUGUCAAACUCUGCCUUCAGGAAGCCAAGGGGCUUUGUAAACCCUGAUGUUAGACUUCGGAUGCAACUGGGCUACUUCCAAGCAGAUACUGCAGGAGAAUGGCAAGCUCUCCUCCCCCAUUUAGAAACCAGGAUGCCCCCCAGCCAGUUGGUCAGUUUAUGUAUUUACUGUCUAUUUAUUGUGCACUAAACACACAAUUCUCCUGAGGAGGAAAGUACUCCUUCUGAUGUUGAGCAGUUGUUACUUGAGGAUGUCAUUUGGAGAGCACCAAGGCACCCAAAACUUUUUAGCAGCCUUGGGAAGAGGCUAAAACAUCCAGUUUUGGAGGACCAGGAAGAAAUGUGUCCAAAGGAAUCAAGGCACACUUUUAAUUGGGUGCUCUGGCCUCACGCAGCAGAUGAGAUAACUGUGGUUUCAGUACUCUGCCGGGCUCUGGCUUGGAAGCGGUGUAAUGAGUUCUGUGGCCCAAAUGUUUUUCUUCCCUCUCUGAGGAACGUUUGCGACUUUGUUUUGGUGUGUUUAUUGUGGAGAUGUGGUUGGCGGUUGGGGUCAGAUACAUGCUAUUUAUACAAGCUCCUGGUUUCAGAUGAAAAGUGAGCCCCGCAUCCCCACCAUCUAGAAGCUGGAUGUUCAUGCUUAUGGCAGAGAUGGUGGAGGAGGGGGCUGGAGAUUAUUUUUUUGUGUGUUGUCCUCUCAGAAGGGGUCUCUCCCCUGGAAAACAGCUAGCAUAUUUUCUGCAUUGGAGUUUUGCUAUUGGUUCCAUCUCCCGUCUCCCUUUCCAGAAGCACUGUCCCUGCUGGUCAUGGCCAUGUUCAUUUCAUCUCACAUGUACUUUCUUCUGGGGACUAGAACACUGAUACGUCAUCACCAAAAAGCCAGUCUACUCCAGCUGCCCACGGAUGCCAUCCCAAACUGCCCUUUAUCGCUAGGUACGAGUCCCUCUCCACAGUGGGGCACAGCAGAUUUAUUUUCAAACCUAUACUGGUCACCCAGUGGGUAAGAAGCCCCCUCCCCCCAAUGAGUGGCCACUGCUGCUUGUGAUGUGUCUGAAAGUCUGAUUGCAGUGAUGAACUGGAAUUGAGGUCCAAGGUUAGAAGCAGCUUAGACACCACUUGGAUACUGAUUUGGAAAACCUAUGUCAGCCUGAAUUCCAAAGUAAUUUCUCAUCAAUACCCAAUGGCAUCUCUCAUUUAAAAAGUUGCAGUAUUAUGCAAAUGAAAGUGACCUCAUUUUCUGCUAUGCAAUAAGAAUACUUAAUUCUUUUUCAUGACAAACCAGUUGCAAUAUCCCCUAAGAUGCUUUUUGAGCUGUCUUACUUUGAUAUCUGUUGUGUAAUGUUUGUAUAUUUCUGAGCCAGAGCCUUUCAAAGAUUGCCUUUUUAUAAAAUUGAAGCUGUAGCUUUCAAGCUAAAACUUUAAUGUAGAUAUUUUUAUAAGAUCAUUUUUCAGGAUAGUUGAAUUGCUUUUUAUUGUCCACAGUGAUGAAAUAUUAUGUUCCAUAUGUCACUCACUCUCAAACAUAGUUCAUGCCUAUAGCUGUUUUCCCUUUAUUUCUCACCCUCCCCCAAACUCAUUUUUCACUAGUUCCAGGUAGACAAGCCCCUUUGACUUGGAGUCUUCUUACUUAUACCAUAUUUAAGGGGUACUGUGGAAUUUAAAAAAACAUUCAACUGGUGGCUCUUGAACUCCUAGGGACUAAUGUUAAGCUUGAAUCAGCACUUGCCCAUCUUUAUUGCCUGUCUCCUUGUUUUGGAGUCUGCUGUCUGUAGGGGUGAGGCUGGCCUGGCCCAUGUCCUGGAGGCUCUGGCUGCCUGGCCCCCAGGCUGGCUGAUGGUGGUGUGGAAAAGCCCCAGGGCAAUCGCCAGGAGUUUCCUAGAUUCAGCACACCUUUCCUCAGUCUCUUCUGUCCCCUUGUUCUUGUGAAACUUCCAACAGCUUAAGGCCUUCCCUACCGGAUGUUGUCCCUUUUGGAAAUGUCUUCUCUCUAAAUUUUAAAAGAGGAGUCAGUCCUCAUGAUCCCUGUUAAGAAUGUGUUAAGUGUGUGCUUUGCAGAUGCUCACACUAAACUUACAACUUACUUGCCUCUUGAGCUGUGUCUACACUCCAGGCUUUAUUUUAUGUGUUUAUUUGCCAUUGGCCUUGUGUUUUUUAUGUACGUGUGUUUGUUUGUUUUUAUUCAAUAUUUUUAUUAUUGUUGGGACGGGUGCCAUUUUGAAUUGCCUCCAUGCUCCCCAUUUGCACCUUGUUGGAUCAAGUUGGGAGGUUGAGCAAACUCGUAUUCCAGUUAGCUGGAGUUUUCAAGGCUCUGCUUGCCUGGAAAAGCAAGGAGGUUGGAAUGUCUUUUUUUUUUUUUCCUAAAUGUUUGCACUAUUUUGAGUCCUAAGCCUCUCGUGUCCAGCUGUGUAUCUGCUGACCAAGCAGGAGAGCUGGCGAAAUGUCUGACCUUUGGGAAUGGAAGAGGCUUCUUCUUUAGUGGAUAAUCACAGCCUCACAGACCCUGUGCAUCCGUCGUUGUGGGACUCGGUGAUUCAUGGAUACGGCAUCAGCCAAGGCAGACACGCACAGGCCUGUGGCAUUCGGGUAAACAAAUUGCCGUCGUGCUGUGUUCUUGCCUUUGGGUAUGAGAUUGUAAAUUAUUUUUCCCCCUUUCAGUGGCAAUAAAGGACCCUUGUUGGACUCCUUGUUUAAUUUGUUUGGUUUUAAUUUGUUUAUGAUGUGUAAAAUACUUUCUUUGAAGGAAAACUUGACAUUGAAUGUGUAUCUCCGUGUGGGUGCUCUGUCCCCAUGAUUUCCACCAGCCAUCGGACUUGGUUACUGCUGCCCUGUACACGGAUCACAUAGGAAAGGUCCUUGAUCUGGUGUUUUCUGCAGGAGUGUUAGGGACCGUAUAUCUUGUAAAAGAACACUUGUCACAUGCUUGAUCAGUUACAGUGAGAGCUGAAGAAACAUUCCCUCAAAUACAUUAUUUUAACAGCAAUCAUGUUCUAGUUUCCCAAACUUUACAUUACUGUAAUUUUAAUAAAAGCUGAACUGUGUGAACCUU